GCAGCGGCGCGGGAUGCUGCAAUGCAAGCAGACCAGGCUGCAGCAGCCGCCGAUGCAUCCGCACUGAGAGACCAGCUCAAGAAGCAGGAGGACGAGAUGGCAUCCGCAAUCCGCGAUGGAGUCCAGGAGCUACGCGAGAAGCUGAAAGUCGCAGAG
Messenger RNA from Symbiodinium necroappetens, 156 nucleotides. The record is from the annotation of a GenBank genome assembly. Lineage: Eukaryota; Dinophyceae; Suessiales; Symbiodiniaceae.